This is a messenger RNA of Nymphaea colorata (pocket water lily), 1486 nucleotides long. Its product is annotated as probable xyloglucan endotransglucosylase/hydrolase protein 30. The record is from RefSeq and is a predicted model, not a curated record. Gene Ontology annotation, molecular function: xyloglucan:xyloglucosyl transferase activity; hydrolase activity, hydrolyzing O-glycosyl compounds. Gene Ontology annotation, biological process: xyloglucan metabolic process; cell wall biogenesis. NCBI's taxonomy places the organism in Eukaryota, Viridiplantae, Streptophyta, Magnoliopsida, Nymphaeales, Nymphaeaceae. The coding region runs from base 170 to 1207 and encodes 345 amino acids. Gene Ontology annotation, cellular component: cell wall; apoplast. The transcript has 4 exons.
GCUGGUGGAUUCCAGGUCACAUUUCUCCUCCUUCUCCUCUCUCUCUUUCUCUCUCUCUUUCGUAUAUCAGGAGAGAGCGAAGCGGCGAGAGGAGACGUCGUGAGAGAGGAGAGAGAAGCCAACGAACCUGAACCGCUUGCAACGUAAGAGAGAAGGAGAAACCUCCGCCAUGGCCGCCCUUGCCUUCCCAGGCGGCGGCACGGCGUCCUUCGCCGUCGCUUGGCUCGUCCUCGUUUCGCUCUCGUCCCUCUCCCUGGCUGCUGUGCCCUUCAACGUCUCGACGCUCGUCUUCGACGACGUCUACGCCCCGCUGUUCGGCGACCACAACAUCCACCGCUCCGACGACGGGAAGUCCGUCCGCCUCCUCCUCGACCGAUACACUGGGUCGGGUUUCAUAUCACAGGACUUGUACCAUCACGGGCUCUUCAGCGCGUCGAUCAAGCUGCCCUCGGAAUACACCGCCGGCGUCGUUGUCGCCUUCUACACCUCAAACGGCGACGUCUUCGAGAAGACGCACGACGAGUUGGACUUCGAGUUCCUGGGCAACAUUCGAGGCAAGGAGUGGAGGGUUCAGACCAAUGUGUACGGGAACGGCAGCACAUCCCGCGGAAGGGAAGAGCGGUACCUCUUAUGGUUCGACCCCUCCAAAGAGUUCCACCAGUACAGCAUCCUCUGGACCACCAAGACCAUAAUCUUCUACAUAGACGACGUACCCAUCAGAGAGGUUGUGAGGACUCCGGCGAUGGGAGGGGACUACCCAUCGAAGCCGAUGGCGUUGUACGCCACCAUCUGGGACGGGUCGACCUGGGCGACUUCCGGCGGCCGGUAUAAGGCCAACUACAAGUACGCGCCCUUCGUCUCCGAGUUUUCCGACCUCAUCCUCGAGGGCUGCUCUGUAGACCCAAUCCAGCAGGUAUCAGAGAGGUGCGAUGAGCACGAAUCAAGGCUCGCCACCGAGGAAUACGCAGUCAUGACACCACAGAAGAGGGCCGCAAUGCAGAGGUUCCGGCAGAGGUACAUGACUUACUCCCACUGCUAUGACCGAGCUCGGUACCCGACCCCCAUGCCGGAGUGCGUGUUCAUCCCUGAGGAGAAGGAGAGGUUCAAGAACACCGGCCACUUGAAAUUCAGUCCCGGCCACAAGCGCCACCACAAGCGGCGGAGCAGCACUCCGACAAUGAAGUCCGACAAACAAGCUUAUGUAUAAGAAGUGAUAACCAGGGAGGGGGAAACAGCCUUUUCUUCUUUGUUCUAUAAAAUUCACCCUCCCCACGAAAAAAGUGAGAGUAUACGAACAAUUUUAUUGAUUCUUUUGGGCACUUUUCUGCUUCUUUUCUUUUCAACCUACCUGUUAGAGACCCUAUGACAACUCUUGAUCCGUCCUUUCUCACCCCUCCGCCUCAUAGUGCCGCCCCAACUUACUCUGGUGUAUUGUUCCUUCUUGUACUAUUUUCAAUAGAGAAACGUACAUUAAUAUGUUGUAUCA